GCCGUAAAACGCUUUGCACGAGCUGCCAGUCAAGACAGCAUAAGGCCUUUAAGCUUAUAAAUUCGUUGACGAUGAAAGCUGGGUUAUUCACGCGCACUUUCAUUUUAACGUUAUAGAUCGUGUUUUAGUCUUUCUCACGAUGAUCAUAGAGAAUGUGGACGCAUUGAAGACGUGGCUUGCGAAACUCCUGGAGCCCAUAUGUGAUGCUGACCCUGCAGCUCUGGCCAACUAUGUGGUGGCUCUUGUAAAGAAAGACAAACCAGAGAAGGAGCUCAAAGCCCUUUGUGCUGAUCAGCUUGAAGUCUUCCUGCAAAAAGAAACUGUGGGAUUUGUUGAAAAACUGUUUGAAUGCUUGACAACAAAAAACUACCUAGGAAAUCCUCCUCCAAAGGAAACCCCUAAAGAAGAUGUGAAGCAACCUGCAGCUAAAAUGGAGUCUGUGGAGCCUGAAAUAUCCGAGGAGGAGAGAGAAAACAGACGCCGGAGGAGUCCUCUGAGGAGCCGCUCUGACUUUAAUGAAUCCAGGAGGGUAGAGGAGAGAAGACGAGAUGACCGCAAACGCCGUGAUUUUGAUCGCCACGGGAAAAGUGGCAACGACUCCCACCGAGAGCGGGAGAGACAUGAGCGGCGCCGCGGCAGCCCUCGGGGGCGGAGCUACAGCCGGAGCCGCAGUCGGAGCAGGAGCGGCAGCAGAGGGAAGAGCCGAGACCGGGAGCACCGCGGAGGCAGAGAUUUUAAGCCCAAGUUUGACGUGGAGAGGAAGGACUCAGAAAACUUCACCACAGCCUCAUCAGGGACGCCUUCGCAGCAGCACCCAUCGCCUUUGCUGCCCACCCCGACACUCCCAUACUCCACAUCGAGCGGGGUGUCGGGGCCUCCGGGUGUUCCUGUGGUCACACCCGCUCACCUGCCUGACAGCACCACAGACAGCUGGUCCACUUUCUACAGCAAUCAGAGGCUGGACCCUGGCAAACAAUUUGGCAACAAGACCGCCCCACUCAAACAGCGCUGCAGAGACUAUGAUGAAAAGGGCUUCUGUGUCCGUGGCGACUUGUGCCUGUUCGAUCAUGGCAACGACCCCCUGGUGGUGGACGAUGUGAACCUGCCCAACAUGCUGCCGUUCCCCCCUGCGCCUGUACUGCCCCCGCCCCCCGGGAUCCCUCUACCUCCCAUGACAGAGCCUCCACCUCCUCUACGGAUCAAUCCCAUGCCCCCGUACGGCCAGCCACCACCUCCAGGAGUCUUCCCAGGACCCCCACUGAUAGUCACCAGUGGGAUUGACACGCCUAACCACCAAUCGGCUCUCACUUCCUCUCCUCCCAUUGGACCGCCUGGCGUUGGCCUGCCACCUCCUACUCUUCCUCCUCCUCCCUCGUCCUCCUCCGUUUCUCUGCAUCCUCAGUUUGUCCAGUCUGAAUAUACCUAUGACGCAGAGGGCUAUAAUCCUGAGGCUCCGGGCAUGACUGGAGCAGGUCGCAGUGCCCAGUUUCGUCACUUCAUUCCUCGGGUUCAGACGCAGCGCCCAAACCUCAUCGGGCUCACGUCCAAUGAGGGCCAAGGCAACAGAGCUGCCAACAUAGUGAUCCAGACAGAACCCUCUACUGGCAGCAGCACAUCUGCAUCAAACCGCUUCAGCUCAGAGCAAGAAAUCAGGAAGAGGAGCCUCGAGACUGGUCCAACUGACGGUCCGCAGGCCAAGAAACCCUGGAUGGACAAGCCUGGCUUCAACAACCAACACAAAGGCCCCUUUCCAAAGAGGAUCCAUUACGUCAACACAAAACUGGAGGUGCGCAAGAUCCCACGAGAGCUCAACAACAUCACCAAACUCAAUGAGCACUUCAGCAAGUUUGGCACCAUCGUCAACAUCCAGGUGGUGUUUGGCGGUGACCCAGAGGCGGCACUGAUCCAGUACACAAAGAAUGAAGAGGCGAGACGGGCCAUCUCCAGCACCGAAGCCGUCCUGAACAAUCGCUUUAUCAGAGUAUACUGGCACCGAGAGCCCGGGGCCAACCACACAGGGGCCCCAGGGCAAGAGCAGGGCACGGGGCCCCAAACUGUGCCACCGCAAACCAACCACGGACCCCAGCACCCUACUGUGCAUAAGGGAAUAAAGCAGCACAAUGCAGCUGCCUACGUUUUGAACAAGACGGUGCAUAAGCCUCGCCCUCAGACCACAGCCGGGACGUCCGGCGUGAGCCCAGCGGACAGCUCCAAUGUAGAGGCGGCCCCUGUGGCAUCUGCCCUAACAAACUCUCAGAAAAUGCCCUUCACCCCAACCUCCCUGAAGUCCUCCUCCAAGAGUCUGGGGAAAACGGCCAAAGUACUGAUUGCACAAGAAGCUCUCAAGCAGAAGCAGGAGGCAUUAAAACUUCAACAGGACAUGAGAAAGAAGAAGCAGGAGAUGUUGCAGACACAAAUUGAGUGCCAAAAAGCCUUAAUAAACCGUCUGGAGAAAAACAGAGGGAUGAAGCCAGAAGAAAGGGCAAACAUCAUGAAGACACUGAAGGAGCUGACUGAUAAAAUCUCACAGCUGCAGAAUGACCUGAACCCUGUCGCUCAGGUCACCAGUGCCAAAGCCAACAACAACCAGCCUAAGAAUAAGAGCGACGCCCAGAAAGAGCUGCUGGACGCUGAGCUCGACUUUCACAAGAAGAUGAACUCUGGAGAGGACACCACCGACCUCAAGAGGAAACUGGGGCAGCUACAAGUGGAGGCGACGCGGUUAGGCCUGAUCCGCUCUCCUUCAGGCCGGGGUCGGGGCAGAGGAAAGAUGGCGGCAGAUCACGGAGCAGGACAUGUGGGGCGGGGCAGAGGACGCAGUCGGGACGGGCCGGGCAGAGGGGGCACAAUCAACCGAAUGGUGGUUGACCACAGGCCCAGAGCUCUGGCCAUCCUGGGGGUCACACAGGAGGAGAAGGAGGAGCUCAUGCCACACUUUGUGAAAUUUGGAGAGAUUGAGGAUCUGCGUGACCACGAUGCUAACAGUGUUGUAAUGACGUUCAAAACAAGAAGUGAAGCUGAAAAUGCUGCCAACCAGGGAGCAAAGUUCAAAGGUCGUGUGCUUCAGAUUUCCUGGUACAAGCCCAAGACGCCCUCCGUCACAACUGAACCUGAGGAGGAAGACGCCAAAGAAGAGGACAGCUCGAAGGAGAGCGGCUCGUUUUUGGCGGAGGAGGAGGAAGAGGAGGAGGAUGAUGAUGAAGAUGACGAGUACGAGAGCAGAUCCUGGAGGCGAUAGUAAAACCCCGCUCCACAGAAAACUGACCUUGUUUUGUUUCCAGUAUUUUGAAGCAAAAUUAUUUUAAGUCUUUAGGUAACAUCAAAAGACACUGAGGGCUGAAUUAUUGCCCUCGAUAUUAACACAAAUCUGAUUAAGAUAUCUCACUUUUGCUGAGAGUAGAACAUGUCAAAGUUGUCCUCAUAGAUAUAGUACAAAUCUAUGUACGUUUCAGUGUGCUUACCAGACGAUUCGUAUCAGUAAUGCACAACAUUUGUGUCUACUGUGAAUAGGUAUUUUUAUACAUAUUCUGUAUUUAAAUGCCAUUUUUGAAGACUUUUUGUCCCGAGUUUUAGGGACACGCCCAUUCCAUCACAAAUUCUAGUAAGAAGUAAGAUUUUUAUUUUUCCACAAGUGCACUGUGCAGUACCUGAAGGAGCUUUCACACAGUAGUUACAAUAUGAUUCUAAAACAAUACUCAUACAUUUCUACAGCCCACUACUGUGCUUGCUGUUUUUGCUAGCACAAAUUGCAUGCUCAUUUCCAAUAUAUUGAACACAGUUCCAUGAACCAGCGCAGGUACAGAAGGAUCCCAGUGCAAUAGACUACACUGACGUUUACAAGUUCUCCAUCUCCACAGGUUUAAUACGGUUUUAUAGGAAGCCUUCCCCCAUUCAUGAGCGUCUUUGUGCACUACAGUACUGAGGUAAAAGGGAUUUCAUUGGCUGAAUUAUUUGUUCAGUACACAAAAGAGCAAAAUGUUUCAAGACUUUAUUCGCAGAGAACAUAUCUUCCACUUUACUACACUUCUCUAUAGAAAUGAUUCGACAUAACCUUGUGCUUUGAUCACCACUGAUCAGUCACGUCAUGUUGAUUUAAAAUCAGCUCAGUCUCCAUUGUGUACUGAAUAUUCUGUAAUAUGUUUUCUUCACAUUUAGAAAAGAACUACUGACAAACCUCACUUUCCACAGUAGUCUAGUGCAUAAAGCUGCUCAGAUCACUGUUUCUUUAGUAUCUUAUUUUCUUAACUCAUACAAAAGGCCUGUUAGGACAGGGUCAUCUCAUGUGAUCUAAAGACAGGGGUUUGAAUGUAAACUGAGUCGUUGAUUUUAAUAUAUAUAAUUUUGCCUUACAAUCAGCAAACGGCUGAAUUUUUACAAGAGUUAACAUUUACUUUUGUAUAUUUUGUAAAUGAGAGUAAUUACUGUUGUAUCUUUUUGUUUUUAAUAUGUCAGGUAGAAAUGCAAAGCAAGAGUGUCUCUGCUUAUUUAAAUGGAGUGCCCUUUUUCCCCCCACAAAUUCACAAUUUAAGUUGCACAAUAUUCAUCUGUGGCAAAUGGAAAACAUAGGAAGUUGACUCACUACAGGUGCAUAUGAAUAAAUCAAAAUAUUGUGGAAAAGUGCAAAAUAAAAAAUAUUGCAUGCUUGCAUAGUCAUGGCACGAUAUAAACAAUUUCUGUCCUAUUUAUUUAGUUUUUUUCAUAUGUGUAAGAUCAUGGCCGUACAUGCCGUAUGUUGAUGGAUUGAAAACAAAAAUCAGAAAUUCUGCUUUCUAUAAUUUUUUACGGCAAGAUUAAUUUUAUUUAUUUACACAAAGAGCGAUUCAUAGAUUACCUGGGCAGUGGGGUAAAGAGAGAACCUGCUAAAAAACCUCCUGCUCCACUAUAAAACGCAAACUUUCCCACAAUAUUCUGAUUAGUUUUGCGUCUGUAAGGCUUCGCACGCACACUGGCUUCUCUAUACUGUAAACCGUAAGUGUCCCUGGGAUAGGAACAGUACAACCUAGAAUUUUGUCUCCUUUUCAUUGCAUUUUUGCUUUAUAUUUCCAAAACCCAGGCGAGACUAUCUACUUAUCUCAUUGUUGACUGAAAAUCUGCAUAGCAUCUCUUAACGUUUUGAUUUUGUGAUUGAUUUAAUGAUUUCACAAGCAGAUUUUAGGUAAAACCGUUAAACUGACAGGGCUCUUGCUUGUGAAGAUACAGAGGUCUUUGAUUCACUUUUUGUAUAACUCCUGUAUGCUACUGCUAUCACAAUAGUGUAAAAAUGUGUAAUAUGUUUAUUGGACAAUAGUUUUUUGGAUAUGUUACUGUUUAUAUUCGCAGGAUGUGGAUGUAUUUUCUUCAUGUAUUUUGUUUGUAAAAAAUGAUUUCUAAUUUACUAGCAUGUUUGCUUUGGGCAAUAAAGAGGGAGGAAUGGGAUGCUUGAAACACACGAAAGAAAAAAAAAAGAAAA
This is a messenger RNA of Periophthalmus magnuspinnatus, 5449 nucleotides long. It is a transcript of the gene rbm27, whose product is annotated as RNA binding motif protein 27. Bases 140 to 3238 code for a protein of 1032 amino acids. The record is from RefSeq and is a predicted model, not a curated record. Gene Ontology annotation, cellular component: nucleus. Gene Ontology annotation, molecular function: metal ion binding; RNA binding. Lineage: Eukaryota; Metazoa; Chordata; Actinopteri; Gobiiformes; Gobiidae. Gene Ontology annotation, biological process: mRNA processing. The transcript is spliced from 21 exons.